CGGCGCCGUCGCGGGGUCGCCUUCGCGGGGGAACAAGCGCUCCGGCCGAAGCAGCUCCGGGAUCGGGAAGGGCCCGACGGCGGCUGAGCAGAAAUUCCAGGCCUUUCACUCCACCAUCGGAUAUUGCAGGACUUUAAACCGGCUGAAGUGUUUUGGAGGCAGCUGCUGGGCAAAGGGAGCAUCUGGGCCUGUGGCUUCCCUUCCUUCCUUGGUGGAGGCAGUGGGGUAACCUCUGCCUUCCCCUUGCCCCACUCCUGGCUGGGGAGGAGGGUGAUGGCUCGCUUGAAACAGCUUGGAUUCCUUCUGGCAGUCUCUCUCCAGUCCUGCUUACAGCCCACUUUGUGUCAAGGCACUAACAGCACUCCAGUGGAAACCACAUCCUUUCCUCCCUCUCCUUCAUAUGGCCUUUCGAAGUCGGAGCUGGCGGCAGCCAUCGCUGUGCCGUGUGUUUUUGGGGGCCUCCUGCUGAUCGGCCUCCUGGUUUUUAUGGGACUCAAAAUCCGGGAGAAGCGGCAGACAGAGGGCACUUACCGGCCCAGCAGCGAAGAGCAGGUGGGAUACUCAGCCAAAUCAAAUAUGACAGUUGCUAAAACAUGCAACUCUGAUGCCAGACGUGAAACCACUAUUGCUGUAUGAUUCCCUGGUGGAUCUCCCGGUGGAUCAGGUCCCCCUCCGCAAGCCAACAGGCUCCACUGCUUGCAGAUCCAUCUCCCCAUAAAGCAGUAGCAUUGUACAAAGCCUCAGCAUGGAAAGCUUCCACCCUAGAGGAGGAAUGGUUAGCACCUGUUACAGAGAAGGAAGGGUACCUCUCUCUUCCUUCUCAUUGCGAAGUCAAUCCGCUAUUCUUUCAUCACUGAAAAUCUUCCCCCCUCCCUUUUCCUAGAAUAAACUGAUUUUUUAUAUUGUU
Podarcis raffonei (Aeolian wall lizard) is the source of this 907-nucleotide messenger RNA. RefSeq names its product crumbs cell polarity complex component 3 (gene CRB3). Bases 274 to 636 code for a protein of 120 amino acids. The record is from RefSeq and is a predicted model, not a curated record. The transcript has 5 exons. Lineage: Eukaryota; Metazoa; Chordata; Lepidosauria; Squamata; Lacertidae.